AUGGCAAAGUACCCACCUCUGUGGUACGGAUCGGGUCUGCGCCGUGUAGUGCCGCGGAAUGGGUUAGUGCAGAGUAGUAGUGGAGUUGUAAAUAUGUGGACUGUGGAGUUUGCUGUUUUGGACUGUGGACUGUGGACUGUGGACGGUGAAUAUGUCGUGUGGACUGUGGACUGUGGACUGUGGACUGAGUGUGGAGUGUGGACUGUGGACUGAGUGUGGAGUGUGGACUGUGGACUCACCGGACUGUAGAGCAAAGCUAAUUACAUAACUUAACCUGUAAAACCUAUACAGUAUAUUACCUCUAUAUAACGUCUACAUUUUCAAAAAAUAGACGUAAAUACGUCAAAAGAACUAUGUUUAC
This is a messenger RNA of Sphaeroforma arctica JP610, 361 nucleotides long. RefSeq lists its product as hypothetical. NCBI's taxonomy places the organism in Eukaryota, Ichthyosporea, Ichthyophonida. The record is from RefSeq and is a predicted model, not a curated record. Bases 1 to 213 code for a protein of 70 amino acids. The transcript has 2 exons.